GAAGCAGUCGGCCGGCGCAUAAGCGGCGUCGGGCGCCGCAGUCGCGCGCUUGCACUCUCAGCGGUGAGCGGAGUUUGUAACGUGCGUAAUAGCUCGAAAACGUCUUCUGGUCUGUUUUGUUUGGCCGUGUUCGCGUAUACGGCCACCCGGUGUAUAUAAUAUUCCCCGUAACCCGUGUUCUGUGUCUCUGAACCUGCGAACAAAAAAGAAAAGAAGAAGUAAUAAUAUAAUUCAGCUAGAGAAGUGGAUAGACAGAAACACGCGUAUAGAGAGAAAAAGAGCCGUGCACACGCGAGACACGAACCAACGUCGCUCCCCUUUCACCGAUACAUAGAAAACCACGACCGCACGGUGAAUGUCGUCGACGGAGAGUGAAACGACGGCGAGAAUAACAUAGCGAAAAGAAGAAAAAAAGUAAAUAUCGACGAGGUGGUGCGUCAAAGGGGAACACUCCCUUAAUAGGCAGACGAAAACGACGCGCGGACGUGUGGUGGUUUUCGUCGAGGCGAGGCGAGGCCCACGAUCCCGGUGCUCCAACAUUUUCAUCGUCUUCUAGGAUUUCGUGCAUCGUUUUCUCUUUCGUGGUGUAUUUCACAGACUGAUCCGGAAAAUCAGUGACGUGUGACACACGUGUAUUUGUAAUAACGCAGUGCAAGUGUUUCUCGAUUUGGCGCCUGUGCUCCAGGGGACCGUGUCGCUCGCUGGCCACCGUCGGUUCAUCGUGUACACCUCGUUAUAUGGUGGUGGUAGUUGAGCACCAGUGGGAGGAGGGCGGCAGCGGGGCCCAGGGCGAUGUGGCUAGCAAGUGGGAAAGCUCGAGGAGGUGAUAACGACUUCUGACCUUCCGUGAGAGCGUGUACCGCGACGUAGAGGGCGCCGCCGUCGAUCGUCAAGCGAAAAGGCUCACCAUUCGGAAGAAAACGAGAAGGAAGAGGCGGAAGAAGAAGAAGUGGAAGAAACUGAGUACGAAAACGGUGACGAAAGAAACGAAAAGGGUGGAGAGUGAAAGAGAAAGAGGGAGUAAAAAGGGCGAGCUCUAAAGGGGAGGCAAACAUCAACAGGGAUAGAGAAAUACAGAUACGUGCUUUGGAGAGAAAAGCACACGAUUAAAACGCCAUAAAAUUUGAAAAAAAAAACAACAAAAGAUCGAAUUGAAAGGAAGGAAAGAGGGUUGGAAAGAAGCGGGGAAACGUUGAGAAAUAAAUUCCUUCAUCGUGGCCAGGUUGAGCACACACAAGACAUUCUCCUUCUGCAGCGGGAUAUCGCUCCUGUACAUUAAAAAAAAAAAAGAACAAAAAAAAAUAUAACUUCUACCUUGAGAACAUAUACCUCGUGCGUACAAGUACCUUCAAACAUAACCUCUUUUUCGCAGCGUAAUAGUGCCUAGGCCCCUCCGGAAGAACGCGACUACAAAUAAUAAUAAUAAUACAAAUAAUAAUAAAUAAUAAUAUUAAUAAUUAAUAGCAACGUUAUAUAUAUAUUAUAUAUAUAAAUCUAUACAGAGAAAAUAAAAGAUCUAACGAGAGACGAAAGCAGUUUUAACGUUUUAAUCAUAAUCGUCAGUUUCGUUCGACUUGCAAGUCACAAACAUACACAAACACACAUAAAACAUAGGCAAACCCAGUGACUAUCUGUAUGUAUACGGACGUGAACGUAUGCAAGAGAGAGAAGAGCGGUCUCUUGAGAUCAAGAUCGAGAUCGAGCAAGUUACGAACCACUUGGUCCAAGGUUGGACAGAAUCUGAAGAGGAAGAAUCGUGGUGGUGCGUCGAUAUAUAGAUCUUAUCAGGAAUAUUCUCGUUGAUAACGGUACCUCUCCCCCUUCGAGCCCCUUAAUCGAUUAAUACGAACCAGGACAGCGAAGUACCUGCAGCAAACACAGAUAUAUUUAUAAGAAUAAUUUAUAUGAUAUAUAUAUAUAUAUUAUAUAAAUAAAUGAGUAUAUAUAAUACAGACACACAAACAGACACCGAUAGUAAUAAAAUAGUAAAAAGCAGCCUGUUGAAAGGCGACAAGUAACAGCUAAGGGCAAAGAGAAUAAUAACGAUAUCGAUAAGAGUAUAUAAUAAUUAAAAAGUAAUAAACGAUAGUUGAUAAGAGGAAAAGAGAGAAGAAGAUCGUACAACAGAGUGUGAGUUCUUAAAUAAUUCUAGAACGCGCUACGGUUAGAGUACUUCUACUUUUCACGGUUAAUCUACUCAGCAAUUGCGGAGCCUGUUCUACAUAUACGAUCAAGAUACCUCAAGACAACAACGGGCGACGAUCCAACUCGACUAGCAUGCACCUGGGCCCGCGGUUCGAGGCGCACUUCAAGAUGCGGUAGAGGAAGUCCCUCGACGAGAGUCCAAAAAGCAAUCGGUGCAGCCAAUUCGAGUCUCGUCCUUUGUAACCAGAGCAUAAUCGCGUGCAUAAUUAAUAGAAGUUAGAUUAAGAGGCUUGACCCAAGACACGCUCACACCCUACCAAACGUAGGACCAACUUGGGUCUUUCUCUUGCAAUCUCCAUACGAAUCCAAACUCACAGAGCACCCAACGGCAUCCAGGGGUUAUAACCCAAUUAAACGAGUCUGGGAGCCUCUGACGACGAAAACCACUGCCUUUCAAGCCGCCAGGUCAUCGUGAACCCCUUAAACAAGCCAGUCAAACCUCUUCAAACCUCUUCAAACGCCGUCAAAACUCGACAAACCAGCUGGAAUUUCAUCAAAAUCAUCAGAAAAUUGGGAGAAAGGGUUUCCAAAAGCGACUAGAAUCUCCCUAGGGGACUUUAAGAGGCAAGUGAACAGAGGUGAGCAGAGGACCCGUCACGGUGGCCAGCUUAGUGAGCGGCAACGUAGCGGUGCGUUACGAUGAGGCGUCGGGAGUGGUUGGCACGGGGGGUGUCGUGUUGGCAGCCACUUCCAGGUUAGCCACUGCGGAUCCAGCGACGUCCAGCAUGGACACCAGCGACUCCAGCAUGGACACGACUAACGGAGGCUCGAAUACCGGGGUAGCAGGCGUCGGAACGAUCACCUCUGUGGUGGCUGGAGCCGCGUCCCUGACGCUGGUCAAGGCCGAGACGCCUGAACUCCUGGCUGGAACGUCCACGACGUCCUCAUCGGUCGCAGGCCCGGUUACUGCGGCCGGUGGCCUGUUCGCUGGGAUCGCGGCGGGUAACAAAAGCGCCAGACCCGACGACUGGCUAGCCGCGAACAGCCCAGGUUCGCCGACCGCUACGCUGCAGGGCCAACACGUGGUCUACACGAAUCCUCAGCAACAGUUGACCGAGUCGCAGCAACAGCAACCGCCUCUCGCUCAUUCCAGCCCCUUGGCACAUCAACAGCAGCAGCAGCCCAGUAGCAACAACGGAUACGCCAGCCCUAUGAGCACCAGCAGCUACGAUCCUUACAGUCCCAACAGUAAAAUAGGUAGGGACGAGCUGUCGCAGCCUGGCUCUUUGAACGGUUAUGGAAGCAGUGGUGGCGGAGGUGGAGGAGGCGGAGGGGGCGGUGGAGGUGGCGGCAGCGACGGCUGUGACGCCAGGAAGAAGAAAGGACCGACCCCGAGGCAGCAGGAGGAACUGUGCCUGGUCUGUGGUGACCGUGCCUCCGGUUAUCACUACAACGCACUGACCUGCGAGGGCUGUAAGGGCUUCUUCCGGCGUAGCAUCACCAAGAACGCGGUAUACCAGUGUAAAUACGGGAACAAUUGCGAGAUCGAUAUGUACAUGCGGCGCAAAUGUCAGGAAUGCAGACUGAAGAAGUGUCUGACAGUGGGUAUGAGGCCUGAGUGUGUCGUGCCUGAAUACCAAUGUGCUGUCAAACGCAAGGAAAAGAAAGCACAGAAGGAGAAGGACAAGCCGAACAGUACAACGAUGAACGGUUCCCCAGGCAGUGGGAUACGCAGCGAUCAGAUGGGCGUGAAGAUCGAACCAGCAGAAGCAGAGUCGUUGUCCACGUCUGGUAGCAGCGGCAUUCUAACGCCGGUCAGCCCCUAUGGCUACGUGAAGCCGAUCAGCCCGGAACAGGAGGAGCUGAUACACAGGCUCGUGUAUUUCCAGAACGAGUACGAACAACCCAGUGAAGAGGACCUCAAGAGGAUCACUAAUCAGCCCUCAGAAGGAGAAGACAUCAGCGACUACAAAUUCAGGCACAUCACCGAGAUCACGAUCCUGACGGUACAGUUGAUCGUUGAGUUCUCGAAGAGGCUACCUGGCUUCGACGAGUUGAUGCGAGAGGAUCAGAUGGCCCUGCUGAAGGCCUGUUCCAGCGAGGUGAUGAUGCUUCGAAUGGCGAGGAAGUACGACGUGCAGACGGACAGCAUAAUAUUCGCCAACAACCAACCUUAUACCAGAGACAGUUACAACGUGGCAGGCAUGGGCGAGACGAUUGAGGAUUUGUUACACUUCUGCCGGCAGAUGUACGCCAUGAAAGUGAAUAAUGCCGAAUACGCGUUGUUGACUGCCAUUGUCAUAUUCUCAGAGAGACCGAACCUGCUGGAAGGCUGGAAAGUUGAGAAGAUCCAAGAGAUCUACUUGGAGGCGUUGAAGGCUUACGUCGACAACAGACGCAGGCCGAAGUCCGGCACGAUCUUCGCGAAGCUUCUGUCGGUGUUGACCGAACUGCGGACCCUCGGCAACCAGAACAGCGAGAUGUGCUUCAGUUUGAAGUUCAAGAACAAAAAGCUGCCAGUUUUCCUCGCUGAGAUCUGGGACGUGACACCCUAGUUCCCCCGUAGCCGAUCCUCGUCGGCUAACACCGUUGUUGUUUCAUCGCGAGUCCGCGCAGCGUCCGGAGUGAUGAAGCUGACAGAGCACAGCGUCAUCGACAGACGUGGAACGUGGACGUGGAGAACCUCCUGUACUAGUGCACCACCAUGCCACUGCCUGAGUAAUAGACCGCCGGCGUCUUUGAGUAGCACCGGAUCGUUCAGAAUUCGCUUCUCACCUUCUCUACGCUCUGCACCGGCCUUGUGAGGGCUGCAGGAGAGCUAAUUUCGGCAGUGCUAGUUGGAGCUAGAUGCGGAGGAUGAUACAUAAUAGAAAAAGUCAGAAAGAAGAAGGCAGUGGCGAGGCACCCAGGCUGUGAUAUGUAGAGACAGUACAGAGACUGUAAUAAGGAGCUACCUACAGUUAUGUUAUUACUAUAUCCUCUACCUGGCUACCCCCGGAAUCGAUAUGUAAAUGUAUAAUGUGUAAUUGUAAUAAGGUAAAGAAGCGGGCGCGUUGUAAGAGCAACCAAGCGAGUACGAGUGUAACCAGAGGAGCUAAGAGACAAGAAUGUGAGAGAGAGAGUGUGUGUGUUAAUUGUAUGCGUGUGCAAUUUUCGGCUGAGAAUGUGACUGAUCACUACGAGAUAAUCACGAUGAUAAACGAUUGAUGAUAGAAUACAAUCGCACUCCUUGUAUUUUCGUGCGAGCAAAUAAGGGUAGAGAGAGAGAGCGAGAGAGAGAGAGAGAGACGAGGUAGGCCCCGGCCGGCUGUUGAGCAGCGACCUGGCCCGGCCAACACACGAAUCGAGUGCGAUGUAACGAAGAAACAAAAAUAAUGAUGAUGAUGAUGAUGAAAAAUAAUAACAAACCAUACGAUUAUACAUAAUGAUACCAUAGAGUCUAUAUCACAACACAUAGCAUAAUAAUAUAUUGCUAGCAUGUACAUUGUUUAUACGUGGAAAGAGAAGUUCGAAGAGAGAGAGUGGUGGUUGAAAAGUUGAUCGUUGAGUGAUGAUGGUGGAAACAAUCUUUUCCGCGACGAAUAGGUAUAUAUUCAGAAGACGAGGCUUGGCAUUUGCGCGCGUCCGGGUUUUCUUUUUCGUGAACUGACAAGGCAAAGGGAAAGGAAAGGAAGGAAGAGAGAAUUAAAAAAUGCGUAGUAGCAAUGUAGGACGUUAAGUAAAGUAAAAGUAAGCGAGGCUAGUUGGUAGUAGGUCGUAGUAAGUCAGUGAAGCUAGGCUAGGUGACCGAGUUCAAGUGCAAAGCCUUGUGCCUUCAGCAGCGGACAUCGGCUCACCGACAAAACGAAAAUAUGAAAUUUAACCGUCCGUUUUAAUUUUUUAAUAAAAAAAGAUGAAAAAAUCAACAAAAUCAAGCAAAAUAUUAAGUAAAUCUUGUGCAAACGUGGGAGAGAAAGUUAGAGUGAGAGAGUCAAGAGCGAAAGAGAGGGAGUGACUGAGAUGGGAUAAUUAAAUUGCGUUUAGACGGAGAGAAAGGUUCAAGAGAGAGAGAGAGAGAAAGAUCAGCAUGUAAGAGUGAGGGGAGUAAAUGAACAAAAACAUUGAAGAGAAAAGGGUAAGAGCUGAUUUCGCGAGAAACUGACAGAAACUGGAAAAAAGGAUCUUUUUAAAGGAGAAACAUGGAACAGGGUCGCGCCAGAUCAGCUGAAGACGGAAUUUGGUUUAAGGGGGUGACGAUACGCUUCGACACGUUGGGUCUACAACAGCCUAGCCAGACCCUGGGACAUACAAUGCUAGCAUAAAAACACACUAUGAUCGCUGAAGGAGGCUGGAUGAAGUAGCACUGAGAAUAAUCUCUAUCGGAGGACAUUCAGCUGGCUCAUACUCGAACCGAGAGUGACAGACACACGUACACACCACGUACACGCGCGCACGCACUUGGUUUCACAGGAGAAUCGGUAAAUUUGAAAAGACACAGCGCAUGCACACAGACACCAAUGUGAGCCACAUUGUACACUAAGAUUCUCAAUGUUGUAACACUGUAACUCUAUGCUAUUAACUGAUCGUACGCAGUUGUAAUUUCGUAGUAAGUUAAAUGAGCAAACCAAAAAGAAAAAAAAAGCGAAAAAAAAGAUAAAUAACGUGCGUGCAAAAUUUUGUCGAGUCUAGAAGAAAAGAAGACUACAGGUGAUCGAACUUGACAGGCGAUUUACGUUUGGCGACGAAUAUCUGGAUAAAAGGAUGACGAGAAAAAUGAGACUGGAUAUGUAUAGAAGGACACGAGGAAGACUUACUAGUACAUCGUCUAGAGCAAAAAUAGAAACAUCUUAGAGACACAGUGUUUUACUAUUAUACAAUUAUACGUUGAACGAUGCGAAAAAUACAAGUGGCACGUUACUAUAUUGAGGUAAUAUCGUUUUUCUCCGAUCUGGUCGAUUUGGGGUUCGAGGAGAGUUUCAUGUUCGAUACUCGGGACUAGUUACGUGACCUAAUAAUCACCACCAAUCGUCACGUCCAUUAGGUUACGACAUCCUCGUUGCCUCAGAUCGAACUGACACGGACAGGGACAAUCGACGCGUCCCAUCGAGUCUACGAUGAAAGAUCUACAAAUUAAUGCCGUAAGGCAUACACUGCCACACCGCAGAACAGCGUGGAGAGAACCUAGUGUUGGCUAAAUGCGAGACAGAGCUAUUUGAAGCUGAGAAAAAAAGAUAUCCAAACCAUCGUCACCAUCGCCCAUCAAUGUGUUUGUUGCUUCUACAUUGAAGUAAUUCGCAUUGUUCUUCAAAAUCAAUGAGAUGACACCUUUAGGAACUCGGUCAAUGACUCAGACCAUUGCUGUGAGCCAAAUUUGGAUAUUUGAUUGGAUCUGAAUAUGACCAAUUGGUUACCAAAUUUGGGAACAAAAGGAUCACCGUUUAUCGGUAUAAUUGGAUGAAGAAAUCUUUAGAACAAGUGGCUCCAGCAAUGAGUAGAGGCUGAGGGGCCUUGUAUAGAAACACCAGACACAUUUGCACACACCUAUACACCGCAUUUGUUGUAUCACGAAAAAACACCAAGUGGUUUUAGACAUCGCCGUUUUUGCUAUUAAGUGAGAAUGUGAUGGGAAUAGAAGGAUUUUCUUGAAGUACGAUGACAUUGCCUAUUGUAUACAUCUGUAUAGUAGCUAACAGUCAUUGACUCGUGGUAACAAGCGUGUUUGACAAUCCACGGGUCGAUGAUGAAUUAACACGUUCGUUUGGACUCUAGAGUCCUUACAGAGUUAACAUUUAAGCGUACUGCGACAGCUUGUAAAAUCUACUCCCUUCUGAUUAUCAGUGGAGAUUCUGCAAAGAUCUUUCACCGAGUUAAAUCGCCAUUGCUGAAGACUUGUAAAGUCGUUCUCUCAUACCUAAGUGUCGUAUGUAUGUAGACUGACGUUUAGUCGAGAAUUGGGAUCAACUUCGGUUAGAAUGAUCAAGCUUUGACCAGACUACGUUACUUGUUUCUUGCUAUGAGCUUUCGUUGGUUUAGGUUCUGCUAUUGUUAGAGUUAUAUUACGCGUUAUACGUUGCCAUUUAUAGAACCUUGCUCGUUAUAGUUUGUUUUUAACCUGUUAAUUGAGGAUUUUUUGUAUAUAAUGUCUUUAUCUAAUCUUCUAUUUUGAUUUUCUUUUUUUUUUUUUUUUGCUAUGUAUGGUCUUCAAUUAUAUAUCUCUGAAAAUUUUUAAAAAUAUAAUUCGGUAUCUUUGUAAAAAUAGUAUGUUUAUUCAGAAUCGUGGUUUGGGUUACAUUUAUACCUUUAAUCUUCCAGCUUUAAAAGACUUGAUGAACAGGUUAAUGGAACAUACUUAACUACCAACCGUAGCUCAAGAAUUUUUCAGACUCUUCUUUCAUGGAACUUGAUUGCUUUCAACAGAGAAAGCAAAGAAAGUAUCCUAACAGAUGAUACUGUUAAAAUUUCAGAGCUUGACCAUUCACAAUCGGAGACAACGAUUGCCCUUUGGACUCCUGGUUCAAUACCAAAGCGAAAAUCGUGCAAUAAAUGAAAUCUGUGGUGAUCAGUUUGCUAGAUGGGAGAACGGCAUGGCGGAAAUUAGAUUCUCAGAAUGGAGAUCCCUGUACCUUGGAGCGCAGAAAAAUCGUCACGGACCGUCGACGGCAGGUCGUCAUCGACACUCUUUCGUUUGUAGCGUCUAGAGUCACCCUCGAAUCCCCGAGGGUCUUCCCCGUUGCGCGAAGAGUCUUCGCCAUGAUUCCCAGCACUGCGCUUGUGAAGUUUGCGCGGCAACCGUCAGAUGGCAGCGUUGAGAUAUGAAUCUCGCCUUAGGCGACGUUUUCUCUCAGCCGGACGUGUUUGACGUAAAAAGAUCGGGCGGGAAUCAAGGUGAACCGCAUCCUUCGGCGAAUCAGAAACCGGUCACACGUUACUCCGUGUGUAAGUGUGAGCUGAGAAGUGAAAAGAGAGAAAGAUAGAAUAAAAGAGUCAGAAUGCAAGGGAGUAUGAGUGGAGGGGCGACGAGCGAAGAAGAGAGGACACACACAGGUACGCACACAUACAGAGCGACACAACCGUGCACAUAAACGCAUACACUCACACACACACACAAACAGAACAAUUUGAACGAAAGAAAAACUAGAUGCAAUUCUACGAUCACUGCCAAGGGCGUUAACCGUCGACGUCGAUUUCUCAUUGUCUGAAUGUGUCGUAGUUGUCGUUUUUCUCGAACGCUGCUGCAAAAUGAUUCAACAAAGUAGUCAUGACAGAGUGGAGAAAAAUUGGUGGAUUAAGAACAAAGGGAAGACACACUACUACUACCACGCGCGUCAUUUGGCGACAUCUAGAGAUAUUAUAAGCGAUUAACGAAAACGAGAUAAUGAAAAAUGCAAAAAAUAUAUAUGUAUAUAUUACGUUACAUACAUCUAUAUAUUAUAUAGCGCGUUCGCUCGAGUUUUCUGACGAUGUACGAGCGAACGAUUUGUUCAUGAUACUGCCAAGCGUAGACUCGAGUUUCUGUGUUUUUUAAGGGACAAACUAUAAUACUCCUUUUAAAUGUGUCGAGCCACACUUAUACUCCACACCAGCACGUAUGCGCGCGCACACGGCACACAUACACAGACACACAUACACCCUACACUAGAAAGAUUACACACGCUGAUUAUGUACCAUAUGUAUGCGCAUCGUGCCGCAAUCUCUCUUGUCUGUCUGUUUAUCCAACCGAGCACCCUGAUCUGUCCGUUUCUCCUCCUAGGUGUCCCUUUUGCCUGUCCCUACACAUAUGUAGAUGUUUGUAGAAUAUUCCUGAUUCUGGAUCGUAAUCACUGGUGACUGAUAGAAGGAACUAGUUGAAAAAUUAUGUCAAGGUUUUAUUUGAUUAUUCAUUGGAAAUCAUUGUAAUUUGAAUAAUGGACUUUUCAAAUUAGGAAAAUAAUUGGUAAUAAUGGCUAUAGUGUAGCAAUUAGUAAUUAGUAAAGCAAUCAUGCACUGGGUUUUUUAAAAAUAUGCAAUUUUGCUGAGUAGCAGAAGUAGGUAGGUUUAUUGUAUGGUAAUAUUGGCAUUGACUUUUAAUUUUUCACAGAUUUUUUUAAUAACGUUAGUGCAUAUUAAUAAGGAGAAUGUUCCUUAAGAAAGUCUUAAAAUCUGUGCAAUGGAAAGUAGGCAAUGUGAAACAUGUGCAAUCUAAGAAUCUGCAGAAUCUAAAAAUUGUUAAAUCUAGAUUAUAUUGUGAAAGUCUAGAAAUUUAUAAAUCUAUGAAGUCUGCCAAAUCUGAAAAAUUGAAAAAUAUAUAAAUAACAGUUUCAUGGACCACUUUUGUUAGAAGAACAAAACAAAGGAACAGUGGAGGAUAAUUACAAUCUGUAUUAUCUUCCUAACCAUAAUCUUCACUUAUCAGAGAAAUUGAAGUUCUAGUAAGAAAGCGCCCAGCGUGUCCUGUCCUUCAAACCUCUACCAUGAACAUCACGUGUUCAGUUGGAGGCAAUCAGUCACCAUGAAUUCGUAACUUGAUACUUGUACGUGAGAUGUGAAACGACUCUGCACAGUCCAUGUUCGUAAUUAGCUGACAGACGGUUGAGAUACGGUAUUUUCUUAUUGGAGGCAACGUUCGGCCCUGCGAGAGAAAGCGAGAGUAUGAGUGUAAGAGAGCGAGAACGAGAGUGUAAGAGUGCCACAGUGAGGAAGGUUCUUGUUAUUAAUCGCGAAACGGAGAGAGAGAGAGAGAGUCGUUCUAAUUUAUUGGAAGCUGUAGAAAAACGAUGAGAAAUGAAGAAACGGAGGAAGCUUAUAAGCUGAAGAUUAUUAUAAAUAAAGUUAAAUGAUUAUACUUUGUUAUGGUAGUUUGAUGCAUUAUUUUUCUGGGUUUUAUGAUAACGUCGACGGCAACGAUAUUCUCCGCCAUCUUUUUUUUCUGUUCUCAUCCGUGGAAUAAUACGAUUUAUAUUGUACAUAAUUGUUAUUUGUAAAACGAGAGAAUGUGAAAGAGGCAGAGAGAAAUGUAAGGAGCCCUGAGAAUUUUUAUCGAAAUUUAUUGCCUUCGUUUUUCACCCCUUCUGGAAUUUUUGACUAACCCUUUUUGGACCAAUUUCACGAGAAAUGAAAAUUUCAUUAAAAGGUUCUGGUAUUGUUUUGAAAAUCAUAGCGUAGAAAUUCUUUGUGAAAUUGAUCCUCGUAUCAUUUACUAACAAAUCGAAAUCUGGGAUUUUUCGUAUUAUACGAAACAUGCUUUCCUGCAAUUUAAGAAAUUUGCUCAAUCAAAAAAAAAAAAAAAAAAAAAAGAAAACUAGCGAAAGCUAAUUCCUAAGAAAGAUCUGACAUUUAUUUGAAGAGAAUUUAUUUAUGACGUAAAAUUCGUGCUCGAAAUUCGAGAAGGAAAACAAGUGUGGCGGUAAAACGGCAAUAAGUCAGUGUUGUAUAAGAACUUCAUAUAAGAUCACUAUAACAAAGUAUAUGCACUAUCGUUUCUAACAAACGACUAUAACUGCAACCAUAAACGACUAACAAAAUUUUCGGGGCUGCCACUACUAACACCAAAACGUACAAAAAUUUUCAUCACACGUAUCGACUAUCAACCAUUGCUGUCAACAAACCACUCAACAAUUGAUUUAUUAUAAUUUAUUAUAAAGAAACAAGAAAAGAAAAGUGGAAUAACAUCGCUGCUAGGCAUAUACGAAGAACAGCAUAGUGAUGGUGAAACGUGUCGAAAAUGGUUGAGAACAGGAUUAGAAAAAUGACGCGAUACGGUGGAAAAAUAACUGUGUAUAGUACUGAUGAUCGUACAAACUGUUGGAAAAUAUUUUAAAACGAGUACCGUCAUUGUUUGUCACUGUAGGACCUGCCCUCGUCGGAUGUGCACCCGGUCGACUUACUACUACUACUACUACUACUACUACUACUACUACUACUACUACUACUGCUACUACUACUACUACUGCUACUACUACUACUACUACUACUACUACUACUACUAUUACUACUAUUUAUUACUAUUAUUGCUCCUGUUACCGCUGUUAUUAUUAUUAUUAUUAUUAUUAUUAACACUUAACACUAACAUUUGUAUUUGUAUCACAGAGAAUGCACGCGGAUACACACAUACACAAAGGAAGAACGCGUACACAUACAAAGAAAACAAACACGUACGAUCGAUCGAUCGCGAAAAGGUAUAGUUGUCGUUGGAUGAUAUGGUUGUCCCGAUUUAAAAUUUUACCUUCGAGUUUUGCGGAUGAAAAUACAUAUAUCUGCGCGAUGGAACUAUUAAAACGCGGUUGGUGAAAUUGAAGUAAAAUUAAGUACGGUCGAUAUAAUUUAUAGUUGGUCUCUAAUCGACAAUAGUUAGCACUCGGAGUUGUUUCAAGUUUAAUAUUAGGCCGCAGCUAGCCAUUUUUGAUUGGAGUAACGUAUCUGGAAUAAGUAUGAUUGAGAAAAUGUACAACUAUAGUUAAUCACUAAUUAUAGUUACUAGGCUCUAAAUCGAGAGCGGAAUAUAGUUGAGCGCAUAUAAUUCGAUUUAAGUGAUAAAUUUUUGAAAUUGGUUUAUCGAGAAGAUACGUAACUAUAGUUAAUAGUUAACUAUAUUCACUAAAUUCAAUUAUGUAUGUUUAACCAUAAUCCACACCCGAGAUGCAGCUUUCUGACAAUAGUUAAUAUUUAACUAUUUUUAGACAGCUGUAUCUCGGGUGUGAAUUAUGGUUAAACAUACAUAAUUGAAUUUAGUGCGAAAUUUUCUAUCUGGAAUAAGAGACUUAGCAAAAUGUGCAACUAUAUUUAACUAUAGUUACUUGACCCCAAGAGGAGUGUGAACUAUAGUUGGGCGCGUGUAAUUCGAUUUAAGAGAAAAUUUUCUGGAAUAAGCGAUUUAUUGAAAAGACACGUAACUGUAGUUAACUGUUAACUAUAAUUACGGUGCUCUAAAUCGGAUGCAAAGUAUAGUUGAGCGCAUAUAAUUCGAUCUAACAGGAAAUUCUCUGCGUAGUCGGAUCAUAAUUUCAUUAUAUAGAUGGAAUCGGAUUAUAUAGAUGCAAGUAUAGUCGUUUCCUCGUAGUUCGAACAUUUCUAUCAACUAUACUAAUCGUUAUUGUUCGUGUGUAUGUGAUAUUUUUACCGUCGAGAGACGUUUGCGAUCGGUUAACGUUUGAUUUCGAACCGCGUAAUCGAUAUUCGACGAUGAUUAACUAUAGUUAAGAACUAUACCAACGACUAUAUAUACCAUCGAUCAUCGUCAGCCUUGAAAAAGUAUAAAAUAUUUCAUCGUCGAGAACCGAAACGGAUUUCGCGACUUUUGAAGCAAGUAUAUGCUGCCACUACCAACUAUAUUACAAAUUUUACGACAACUAUACUAGCUUUUACAAAAUUGAGCUACGAGCACAUGCGUUUUUUCUUAGCUUGUAAAUUCGUCUCUUGACUCGAAUCUACGUUUUACUAGUCGUAAGAGAAAAAAAAAAUUUUUAGUCCUCUCAACUAUAUAACUGUAUCAACUCGAACUCGAUCGAUCGUGCUUCACAUGAUGUUCAAAGCUGCGUGCGCUUGUUCGAUAAAAAAAACAUACGAAGAGCAAAUCUCAAGCGCGUCUCGUAUCUUCUACUAGCAACUAUGUAACGAUAAUUACUAUACAUACUAAUCGUAACGUAACGAAAUUAUUGUUAAACCGAGGAUUCGGGGUGAGAUGGUAAAAAUUAAGUCGAGAGCAAGGAUGGAUACGUAGGAUUUUGGCUAUCCAAUUUUUUAUCAUUUUUCUAUUGUUUUUUUUUCUUUUUCACUUAUUAUUUUCCUUUUUAAGUAGGUGUAAGCGCGUGCAUCGAAAAGAAACGCGAGAAAACGGAAGCCGUGGCCUGUUAGACACUCGACUGUGUCGGCCAUAUUGGAUUGCGAGACUUUAACGAAUUGGUGCUUUGGAAUGUAUUAGACUGAAAAAAAUUAUUGUUGUACGUUUUAGUAGAAAACGAUAAAAAAAAACAAAUCGCAUACUAACGAAGAAAUCGAAAAGAACAAACUUGACAGGAGUUCUUUUGCUCCGUAUUCGAUUAAUAAUUAGUGAAAUAUUAUUUCUAUUUGGAGCGUUUUAUAUAUAUACAAUAUAUUAUAUAUUUGCUAGGUUGCACACAGACAAACACAAACAUGCUUACACACACACACACACACACACACACACACACACACACACACACACACACAAACACACAUUUACAUGGUAUUUUGCGUACAGUGAUGGGAAUCAAAUCGCCUUUGUGAUCGGACAAUUGUUUGUAAGAAAGCUAAUUUAAGAGGUUAUCGAUAACAUGAUGUCGCUGACACAGGCGCCAUUUUAAAAUGGCGGACAUCUUCAUAUCGGUAAAAGAGGGAUAAAAGUAAAAAUUAAAUUAAAAUUAAUGAUCGAAUUUGCAGGGGCACUCUGCGUAAACAUUUGUGAUUCUAGUAGGUUAGAUUUGUUAAAUUCGAUUGUAUUUCGAAAUUCUUUUUAGAGACGUAUUCGCGUUGAAGGAAAACAUUUCUCGUGGCGUUGUUCCUCAUUUUCGACGCUCGAAGCGUUCCCGCGGUACGUUCGAACGAUUUGCGCGGGAACUUUCGAAUUUGCUCAGAGUCGACGGUUUCUUAAUCUCGAAAUUUUCGUGUUUUCGGCUGUAGGAAUUUUUUUAAUGGGACACCCGAGCCAAGAAAAGAUUAUGUACAUAAAAAGAAAGAAAGAUUUCGGUAAACGAGUGUCCUUGAAAAUUGUUUGAGGUUAGGACCGCCGAUUCGUGCAAAACUUUUCCGCAUCGUUGCAAUUUUUUAGCGUUAUUCGUGGAACGUGAUAGCAAUUACAAAAUUAUUAAUUAACCUUCAACGGUCCACUGGUAAAAUUUUAGUAGGCGAAUUUCCGAUUAGUCGAAUUUUUAUCGAGUUACGAAUUUGUUCGUUUGUGACUAAAGAAAAGAGAGCUGUAAAAGAGGGAAAAAUCAUUUUCGAGGCGGAUAUGUUCGCGUUGCGAUUCCCAACACUAACCUCACACGUGUGUAUACAACAUAUAAACGCGCGCACGCGCGCGCGCGAAAUUAACAAAAAUGGCAAGCGAUACUUUGUAUGUACAACAAUUAGUAGUUCUGUUCGAACGGAACUGAGCGUGGACGAGUGUAUGUAUGCGUGUAUGCGUGUGUAGAGAGAGUGGUUGAGAUUGCAUGAUAGGAGAGAAAGGGACUCGGCGUGCACUCCGCCCAGAAUGAGCGGGAGGAAAAAGAAAAACAACGUGGAAGAUGAAAUAUAAUGGAAAAACUACUUCGUCGCGCAGGUGCAGGGAGAUUUUUUGUGAAUUGGCAAUGCGGCGGUGCGGUUCGUCUUAAUGCGCCCGUGUGCGUUUAAUAGAAGUUACAUGACGUAGAUAUUUGAUAGGCAUGCGCGAACAACGUCCCAGUCUGUCUGAUUUCGAAAAUUUUCAAAUUUCGGAGAAUUAGAAAUCAGAGACUUAAAAGAUUUGAAAGAAAUACGUCAAGACUAAAUUCCUUAGAUACAUUAUAGGUAAUGGAAUUACAGAAUAAUUGCGUAUGGUAUUUUAUGCAAUAUAGAAAAUGUUUGAAACUGUGAGGAAAUUUGUAACUUUCAUAUACUUGCAAAACCGAGAACCACAAAUUUAAAAAAUUGUAGAAUUGAAAAAUUGCAAAUUCAUUAAAAUUGUGAAGAUGCAAAAUUAUGAAGUUACAACAUUUCAAAAAUUGCCAAGCAAUUCUGUAAUUUCGUGACAUUGCUUUUGAAAAUCCUGGGAUUGAUAACUGAAAUUACCUAUAAAAGGAGUUGCAACUAUACAUGGACUGUGGCGCCAGGAAACCUCUUCGAAUAUCCGAAAAAUCUAACGCCCAAGAUUUCUAAAAAUACAAGAAAAAGAAAUAAGGUUAAGAGAUAAAAAUUCUUCGAGAGAAGAAUAAUUUUCCAGGAACUAAUUCGGAUAUUCUUAACGGAGCUGUAUUCCGCCAUGUUCGCGCCUGUCUAGUAAUUUACGCGUUCUCCGCAAUGGACAUGGUGGAGCCACAUGUACAUCAACAAUAUUAUAUUCUAACGAUUACUAAUUAAAUAAUGUACAAUAAUUUUAACGAUUGCUAAAUGAUGAUGAAUAACGAUGAUAAUGAUGACGAUGAAGUCUUUAAGCAUAUAAUACAGUGUUGCACGAUGAAAAUGAUGGAAAAAAAACAUAUGAAAGAUAGUAAAUGAAAAGAAUGAGAGUGAAUGAAGAGUGAGAGGCGACGAGGAAACGCGAAUCCUGAAUGUAUAGUUACAAAAAACGAGCGACAGAUGUUGAAGACGAAACCGGACGGGAGGAGCUACGAGAUAAUGUAUCUGUCUUUUAAAAAUCGAUGUGUAUUUUUUGCGAGGAAACGAGGCGAGAAAUAUAUUGAAGAAAGAACCGAAGACCGUUGUUGCCAGUUUGUGUUCCACGGGGCUGACUCCUUUUUCGAGUUAGUUGGUAUCCCUGACGUUUAAAUUUCUUAAUAAUUCGAAAAAUUAUCCGAAGAAACUAAAAAGAUUUAUGGAAAUUCAUUUUAGUUUUUGUAGAACUCUUAGCUUCUUUUUUAUUUAAGGUUUAGAAGUAUAGUGCAAUUUUAACUUUAUUUUUGAGUAUUCUCCGAAACUACUAUAGGAUUACAAAAUUAUUAAGAUUGUCUUUUUGCGAAGAAAUUGUUUGAUUUUGCUUCUUGAUUUCUAGGAAACCAAAAGGAAAUUUGUUACUGUUUUAUUUGAGAUAAGUUAUUUUAAAGGAACGAAAUAAAUGCCACUAGAUCAACUCAAAUAAACUUCCAUCUUUUAAACGAUAGUUAAUAUCGAAAGUGCCCCCUAAGCAAUGAUUCGAGAAAGAAUGGCUGAGAACCACUGGCAACGCGCGGUUGCCAAGUUGCGCCGCGCGAACAACGCUGUUAUCAAGUAAGUGCGAUAAUUCUGUCGGUUUCUUUAAAAAAUAAGUAACAAUCGUAUAACAGAGAAAUAUAAAAGUAUUCAAUCGCGAAAUUAGAAAAGGAAAUUACUCGAGGUUCGUUGCAAUUUACAAAAUACCAAAAGGUUUAAAUAAAGAAAGUAAAAAAACACCUUCCGAAAAUAAUUUUGGAAUCAUUCGGAUAUAAACCGGUGUCGAUAACAACUCUGUCACAGUGGUGUUCUAUCACAAUUCAAUCGUCAGAAUUUUUGCACUUGCCCAAGAUUUAAGAAUAGAAAGAAUCCAGAAUUUUAUGAAGAAAACUUUGAAGAUCUCAGAAGAUCUCCGUUUUAUUCUGAACUCGAAGUGUCCCAAAACGAACGACUAAAUGGAAAACAGCUUUUAUUCAAAGAGGUAUGUAGUUAGCUACGUAUAUACAAAAAUUACGAGUCAAUGUUUUUGGGACGUUUUCGAAUUCUAUAUAGUAGGAAUUAAAAACGUGCAAUUACGUCACGUUAUACGUGUAAGAACAAACUUUUCUUGCGAUGUUUAAUGAAAAGCACGCAAGUUCGAUCUUCGAGUGGUACAAAGUUCGAGUGCACCGAUUUUUUGAGAAAAUGAAAAAUUUUGUUUAAGGUUUGCUUGUUUCAUAAAUUUCAUUUAUUAUAUGCAAUACUGUGAGAGUCAUAACGAACGAGGAGAAUGUCCCUCUUUAUUUCUGCUUUUGAAGAAAAUCUGCCAUCUUUUCUGAAACGUUAAUUUUUUCAACUUGGAUUUGAAAAAUACACAAUUUGACAACAAUCUCCAAAUCCAAUAAAACGCAAAUCUUAAAUUUCUUUAAGAAAUAAAUCUCGAAAGAUUUUAAAGAAACUUCAAUAAAAGGAGUUCAAGUUUUAAAAAGAUGGAACUUUGAAAGGAAGCCUUUCGUCAGUUUUGACCAAGAACACAGUAAUUUUACAAAAUCGUCCCGGAAGAGCGAUUUCAAAACGAACGUGCCCCACAUCCAGUACAACAAUAGAGAACAGAGAUAAGGAAAGAGGGCGCUGCAUGAUUUCCACGUUGAAUUCUAACCUAAAAAACUGCACCAACAACAAAGUCUAUUGAAUCGUUAAAGUAUAUUUAUUUUUCCUGGAAAAGGAAAGAUCCAAGAAACGUUCAAAGUUUAUUUUAAUAACAGAGAAAAAGCGCUAGAGAAAAGAAGACGAAGCUAUUUAUUUUUCUUACACAGUAUUGCAAAGCCUUUUCAUGGGGGAAAGAGAAAUGAUGGGGGGAGCGUUACAUAUGGCGGACGACGAGGGGCAACAAUUUUGUAAUCGAUGAUUUCUCAGACGAUUGGCGAUACAAAGUGGCGAAUGGCGAUAGAAAUGCGUUUAUUAUGUAAGAAUAAGAAGGCAGGAAUAAACAUAAACGUAGAAUGCGUGGUGUGCGAGUGAGAAGGAGAGAGACAGAGAAAAUCACAGAAGCCAUACAGUUCAAAGAGAGUGCAUUGUGUACAUAUAAAAGAAGCAGGGACGAAGAAUCGCGAGACGAGCCGUGAAAUACAGAGGGUAACCGAACGACACCUUUGUAAAUUAGCUUUGUACAUUGUAUCCCCACCUCCCUUGUUUCUUUGUUUCAUUGUUGCUGCAUAAACCAUGGAGGAUGUCUGCUCACGUUGAAUCUCUUAUACAGGGUGAUGCAAAAAUCUUUAUACAUAGGAAACAUUUUUCUGACAGUGAAAAUUAUAAAGAAGAGAAUGUUCGAUAUACAAAUCAAUACAAAUAGAAAAAUUAUAAUAGUAAUAUCGUGCGUGUGGAGACCUUUGCGUCACAUUGUAUACUUCGUAUUUAACUCACAUUCGUCCCUCAUUUUCCUAAAAUAAUAUUUUUAAUUAAUUUAUUGGUGUCAACUUCGGUUGAGAUAAAUAGUUACAAAUUGGAAAAUUCUAUUACUGCAAAAAUGGAAUUUUUGAAAAUUGACACCAUGUUAAUUUGACAGAAAUAAUAGAAAUAAAAUUCCUUGAUCAGAAAUGAAAAGAACAUAGUUUUCGUAAAUUGACACAAGGGACGAAUGGAUGUUAACAAUUUCCAUUUAAGCAAAAAACUCGCAGGCAGAGGCAUAAGUAAAAAUGAAUAUUCUUUUGAAUAGAAAGAAAACAAAAAAGAAAUAGUUCAUCUAAUUUCAAAGUCUUAAUAAAAUUAUUUCUCCGAUAGUUUCUUUAGAGGUUAUAUUCUACUGAGACGCCAUGUUUGCUGGCCAUCUUAAUUUUCUCAUAUUACUCACAUCCGUAGCGUUUAAAGAUAUAUUAAAUAUGGACAGAAAAAAGAUAUGAGAAGUAGACGAAGAACUAAAAUUGCUGGCAAUUUCAAGGAUUUUAUCAAUCGUAAAUAUAUUUUAUUACUUGUACAUUUCCGUGAAAUGACAAAUCGAAAUACGAAUACGAAACAGGACGACGGAUUUACUUUGGUACUUAUUUCGCGAAAGAUAAAAAAUAAAAGUAUCGUCUAUUGUCGACGGUUUCCAUCUCGUGACUCUGUUAUGUAUAUAAAUAUACAUAUUGCAUAUAUACAUACAUACAUACGUACAUACAUGUAUAUAAACAUAUAUAUUUUUCUGGGGUAAAGAGGGAGAAAGAGAAAAAAAGAAAAUGGAGAAAAAAGAAUAAUAACUGCAAAGACGUAUCCGACCUCGUGGACGCAAUAAAAAAAUUUCACUAUAAAUCGAUUAUGCAUGGGCAUCAGGGUGUAGAUUAAUAGGAGAAAGCGAGAGAGAAAAAUGUAAAGAGAUGACUAUUUUUUUGAGAGAAACAUUAUAAUAGUGGAAAACGAGAGCUUCAACGGGAAGCAAAUUGGGAAUUUCAAUUUACUCCUUUAAUUUCUAAUGUUUAUUUAACAAAUUAUUCUGCCUGUGAGUUGAAAUCAAAUUCGAGAAAGCUUGAAGGAAAAACAAUUUUUCAUGAAUUAUAUAUGUUCCCUGAUUGAACAAUGAAUUGUUUUGCACUAAUUACACGUAUAUUCAUAAUUGCAACAUAUAGAACUAUAUAUGAUUCGUGAAGUUAAUAAUGGCGCGAAAUUUGAGUACUAAUUUCAUUGAAAUUUUAAAUUUCGAUAGAGAUAUUGAAAUAAACUCAACAAAUACCAAAAGAGGCACGAAAUUUUCGCUAAAACAACGCGUGGGAUAAAUUACAGCGCCGAAGUUAAAUUUCUUUCAACAGAAAAUGUAUUUUCGCUUCAAUAUAUCCGAACGAAAAAGUCUUUCUUGAAUUAAAUAAUAACGAUGGUUUGAAAAUGAAUGUAAAGGAGAGAAAACGUGUACAUAUCUCCUCCAGGUAUAAUCGUUAUACGAAAAAGAAGGAAAAUAAAGAAAUCACCCGUUGCAUGUACAUAGACCGGAAGACCGCAGGUAGCCAUAUUGUUAUUCGCGAUUAAUUGGAUGACUCGAUCGAGUCGACUGAUGUUCUUUCUCUUCUUUACUUUCUCUCACUGAACACACACUGGGCGUUCAAAUAAUUCCGAAAAUAUUAGAAAAUUGGAAAAUAUUCUUUCACAUUUUGUAUAUUAAUUUAUUUCUCUUCCGAAUAAUUCUUAAUUUUAAAUAUAUUAUAUAUACAUAUAUUCGAAUGAAGUUCGAAAAUUAUAUAUAUAUAUAUAUAGAUAUAAUAUAUUUCCUCGUGUAAAAUAUAGAAUUUAGAAAUUGUAUUUUCAUUGUUAUUAAUUCAUUAUUUUGAUCGGUACCGAUUCACUACUACAAAUACCGAUAUUUUCUUUUUCUUGCUGUAUCUAGCAAACAACAGUGUGCUAGGAAUAAUUUCUCUCCUUUUCCUUAUUAUUAAUUAAAUUAUAUUAUAUGUACAGAUCUGUAAUUUGGAUUAAAGAAUUCUUGUAAAUUGAGAGAAGUAGCAAAUGAUAGAAAAGCGACAUCUACGGUGAGCGUCGCGAGUCUGACCGGAAGUGAGAGAAAGAGAAAGAGGGAGAGCCCUCUGUCUGUUGUAUAUUAUUUUUAUUUCCACCUUUUUUACAUGAAACAAAGCGAGAUCGGUAUUGACCGUGCUAUGUAUGGAUGAUAUGUUCCAAUAUAGAAUAAAUCUUUCAACAAAUA
Molecule: messenger RNA, 21067 nt
Organism: Bombus pascuorum
Lineage: Eukaryota; Metazoa; Arthropoda; Insecta; Hymenoptera; Apidae
Gene: Ecr
Product: ecdysone receptor
Exons: 7
Coding region: 2931-4700 (589 amino acids)
Biological process (GO): negative regulation of transcription by RNA polymerase II; positive regulation of transcription by RNA polymerase II; ecdysone receptor signaling pathway
Cellular component (GO): nucleus
Molecular function (GO): zinc ion binding; ecdysone binding; nuclear receptor activity
Source: RefSeq, a predicted model, not a curated record